CACGGGGCGGCGCUGCGCUGUCAUGGUGACGCAAGGAGCCUAGGAACCCUAUCGAGCUCCUGCCCAGACCUGUCUAGAGGCUGAGGCUGGCUGUGAGGAGGCUGCCGGGCGGCCAUUGUGCGCCUCUGGAGGCUACCAUUCUACCUUCAUGGCUGUGGUGUAAGGAAGCAGAGCGGGUUACUAAGACAAGAGAUGGUUGAAUGUUGUCGACCAACACAUAAGAUGGGGGCAACCAUUGACAUCGAUGUAACGGAGGACAUGGACGUUUCUGAAACGCAGUGGGGUUGGUUCUACCUGGCUGAAUGCGGUAAAUGGCAUAUGUUUGAGACAACGUCCACAGCCUAUUGCUCCAUAAGUAGCCAAGAGAUUGAACAACACUACAAAGCAAAUCCGCACGCUUCGGUAAACUUUAGGACCAUGAAGUUCAACUACACAUUAGAUUUUAUAGGCAUGAAACAGACCAAUCUAUGCACCGGAAAACAAAGGCCAGUAAAGCGAGCCCCGUUUUCAAUUUCUGCUUUCAGUUACAUCUGUGACAAUGGAUCUAUUCCUAUGCCGUCUCACUGGGAACACGUGAAUAACUCUGAGCCCUAUCAGCUCAUUCCAUUGAUCAAGUGUUGUAAUGAGUAUAAUGAAGUGGCCAAUCUAUUUGGAGACUCCAUGGAUAAGAACCGGAUUGCAAAUAUUCUUAGGAUACAAAAUCUAGAUUUAUGGGAGUUUUACUGCAGAAAGAAAGCUCAGCUGAAGAAGAAGAAGGGUCUGUCUCAGAUUGCAGAAGAGAUGCUGUUUCACGGGACGAGUAAUGAGUUUGUUAAUGCCAUCUGUAUCCAUAACUUUGACUGGAGGAUUAAUGGGAUACAUGGAGCUGUGUAUGGGAAAGGUACAUAUUUCGCAAAGAACGCAUCCUUAUCAAGCCAGUACUGUAAAAACACGGGCAAGCACGGGCCAACGCUGAAACUGCAUGGAGUCACCUCGGACUGCUUUCAGUUCUUCUCUAAGAAAUCCAUGUUUUUGGCUCGAGUCGUGGUGGGGGAACACGCCACUGGAGACAGCAAGUACAUCCGACCGCCAUCGAAGGAUGGCAGCCUCACGAACCUGUAUGACAGCUGUGUGGAUAAUCCCUUCUCUCCACUCAUUUACGUCAUAUUUGACAGCAAUCAGAUCUACCCGGAAUAUCUAAUACACUUCGAUUGACAUUUUGGUUUUUUUUUUGUGUUUAUUAUUAGACCAUAAUAGCCAAGAGGACUGAGACUAAAUCUACUGUGGAUGGGUAUCCAAUGCAAGUCUGAUGAUCCGGCACUCGGUAGUCUGGCACGCCACCCAGUCUGACAGUGUUGUACCAUCAGGAUUGUGUCAUAUGGUGUCCAAUAUACAAAUCUAUGACUUUUUCUCCAGGACCCCCGCAGCUCCUAUUUGUGGUUAUCCAUAAGGCAUUUAAAGCGACAGUUCAGGACUUUGUGUGAUGCCAAACUGCACAAAACCUUGCCUUCUGUGGAACUGAAAUCACCUACUUGAAAACCUGGUAGCGCGGGAUUCUCUAGGAACAUUUUAUCACCAUUUCAUAUUUGUGCCCACACCCCUUGUGGUUCCCCAUUUCUUUGGAGGACUGAAGUUUAUUGUGAUGACUGCUGUGCAAGUCAGUGAUUUAUUUUGUAUGUGUUUUACAGCAAGCACUGUAUGUUAUCCAGGCAGAGCUGUUCUGUGUUGUGUCCAAUGUCAUAGAAAAUAAUCCACAGGGCGAAGCCUGUUAACAAUAAGGCCUUACAGGAAAGGCUGAUGAUGUAGCAGGGUUAAAUUUGUAUUGUAACAUCUUUGAUGUAGCAGAGAUGAAUGUGUUAUUUAAGAGCAUUUCUUUGCUGACUAAGGGUUUAGGUGCUUAGAACACCUAUUUUCAAAUACCGUACAAGGAAAUUCUGAGUUAUUACAUGGGAGUACCCCCAUUCAGGACCCUGGCCAGAGCGGACGGUAAAAAAAAAAAGAAAAGGCUUCAACUCUGAAGGCCCAUCACCUCCUUGCAUGAACAGCCCAUUGAUUUGAAUGAUCAGCAUGCAAUGCCUAAUUUCCCCUGUGGUGGCACUGCAGGCAAAUUGAACAGUUGCUGCUAGAUUGCCCUACUGACUAUAGCUGAUUGCUGACAUCCUGUGGUCAUCUUACAAUACUGUGUGUUUUUUUUUUUUUUAUGCAGUCCAAUAUAAAACCACAGAUUAUAUCAGCAUGAAUUAUACCACAUGACAAGUUCAGCUCUGCCACAUCUGUUUAUAUUAACACCUACCAAAUUCAAGGGCCAAAAAAAGUUCUCCGAUUUACGCCC
Molecule: messenger RNA, 2311 nt
Organism: Bufo bufo (common toad)
Lineage: Eukaryota; Metazoa; Chordata; Amphibia; Anura; Bufonidae
Gene: PARP11
Product: poly(ADP-ribose) polymerase family member 11
Exons: 8
Coding region: 193-1194 (333 amino acids)
Molecular function (GO): NAD+ poly-ADP-ribosyltransferase activity
Source: RefSeq, a predicted model, not a curated record